Fomitopsis serialis is the source of this 2592-nucleotide messenger RNA. RefSeq lists its product as uncharacterized. Gene Ontology annotation, molecular function: GTPase activator activity. The transcript is spliced from 4 exons. NCBI's taxonomy places the organism in Eukaryota, Fungi, Basidiomycota, Agaricomycetes, Polyporales, Fomitopsidaceae. Gene Ontology annotation, cellular component: SIN/MEN two-component GAP complex; mitotic spindle pole body. Gene Ontology annotation, biological process: regulation of Ras protein signal transduction; mitotic spindle orientation checkpoint signaling. The record is from RefSeq and is a predicted model, not a curated record. The coding region runs from base 1 to 2592 and encodes 863 amino acids.
AUGUCCACCAUUCCGGCCCCCCUAAUAGUCCUCUCCAAGGAAGAGUGGCCUGACGCCGACUUUGACUUCCCCGACGGCGAUUCGAUUCACGCCUCAGAUGCGGAGGACGAUAAGGACGACACCGCCGAGGACUGGGAUGUCGAGAUGGACCUCGGGAAGACUGGAGGCGCAAAAGCACAGCAUGUCCUGGACGGCAUAGCUGCCCGCGCCGAGUCCUCGAGGAAGUCCUCUCAGAUGUUCACUAUCAGGCCACCUCUCCCCACCCCACCGGACGAGGAGGACGAGGAGGGCGUGUCUACCAUCAAGGUCGCCGCCCUGCCCAAGCUAUCCACGCGCCCUCCUCCCCCCGUCAUUGACGAAGAUUUUGAGGACGAUUUUGCUUUGCCGUCCGAACUUACACAACUCUCUUUGAGACCCGUUUCCCAUCGCUCUUCGAAGGCGUCCCUCGAAUGGGGCGACCGAGAUCAGACAUCUUCCUCCCAAUCCUCCGACGCUUACUCCACACUGGGCUUCGCCGACAACGCGUCAUCAUCAAAUUACACGUCUGCGUCGCUGCCGGAGACCGAGACGGAGGACGAGGAUGAAGAUGAGGACGGCGAGCUGGAUGGUCUUGUCAUCCCGACAGGUCUCUUUGAGACCCAGUCAGGAGGCAAGAAGCUUGCCAAAAUCCUCGAGAUCAAGAAGAAGACCGCCUUCACUGACGAGCGUGUCAAGAUCACGAGCCCUGACCCCGAAGACGACUUCGAAAUGGGUCUCGUUAUUGACAACGACGUUGAGUUGAGCCCCAGCCGAUUGCUCACGUCGAAAUCGACCAAGCGGGCUGCUCCAAGCAAUCGCAGCAGGAGUGCGCCUCCCCGUCCGCCGACGGCAAUACGGCCACCAUCGCGGCUUAAGACAGAUCGUGCAAAAUCACCAAACACCCCGCCGAUCUCAUCCGCGUCGCAGCUGCGAAAGAUUGGGACGCCUCCAUCCCCCCAUCACGGCCUAGUCAGCCGCCAAGCGCUUGCUGCUGCGCCCACUUCCCCCGUGUCUUUCCUCACCCCGAAGCCUGGUGGCCUGCGGAUACAGAAGUCACAUUCCGGCCUCAAGCCAACGUCACCAUCAUCGACGCACAAGCUUGGACGCAAGGCGUCCUUACCAUCGCUAUCCGAGUCUUCUCACAAUGCCCAGGCAUCGGGCUCGGGAUCGGGCUCGAGCCCUGUGCAGGCCAGUUACAAUGCGCCAACUGCGUCUUCUCGGGCCAAGAUGCAGGCGAACUCUACGAGUCGGAUCCACGGCCUCGAGUACAACGUGCCUCCGACGCGCCCGUCGACUCCGUCCUCCAACCCAGCUGCUCUGCGCCUCACCAUGCCCACGUCGUCGUCACGUUGGAAGUCACGCACUCCCAUCUCUUCAGUCUUCCCUGCCCCUACGAGUGCAGUCGCUCCCCUCCCGGCUUGGGCACGCGCAAACGAAGAGCCUGCCUCUACCGCACCGAAAGUUAUGAAACGUCCGAAGCGGCAACGGACGUAUGGCGAUGGCGCCGAGCUCGAUGGGUUCGAUGACCUUCCUCUCGACCGGGACAAAGAGGAGCAGUUUCGGGUCGAGCCCAAAGGCUACGGCAAUCGUGUACCAGGCGCAACAUAUGCGAAAGCUGCAUCUUCCGGCGCGCACGACUCUGCAUUGGGCAAGGGCACGUUGCGGAGAAAAGGAAAACGCGAGCUGUCUUCGAGUAGUUAUGAGCUUUCAAAAGGCGCGCCGCCUGCGAAGACGCUGAAGCGUACGGGGCGCAUAGACUUCCCAGGAAAGCCUGAAUCUCCACCAGCCGCUGCGUUGUCGAAGCACUCUGAGGAUCUGGGUGUGAAGAAGAAGAAAACGCAGACCUCUCCUUCCGCAAUGCAGACCCGAAGGAAGCCUACUUUGAUUCGGAACCUAGGCGGCACAGGAGCAACGAAAGGUGAGCGCCCAUGUAAUGCGCUCAGCAUCCUACAGACACUGAUUCGCGAGACAGUCGUCGGAGAGAUGAAGUGGAACCCCAUUACCUUGCGCUGGGAGGGUAACGACCAAGCUCUGCGCGACUUUGACUCAGCAGUCGGUUCUUCGACCCGCCCUGCACUAAUUACACACCUCACUGGCUCCUCCAUGGGUUCGCCGGUAAGCUCGUUUGCAGCAGGUGCACGCGUAGUGGGCACAAUGAUAUUCGACCCCUCGCGCAUGUGCUGGAUAUCGACAUUACCGCCGGACGAGGAAGAACCCGACGUCUUCGCCGACCUUGCGGACGACGAGGACGAAGACGAAUGGGAGGCGAAGGGCGGCACGAUUCGUGCCAGCCAACAAAUAUCCGCAACACCCAGCGAGGCGACACGUACUCAGCCACCCAGCCCGGCACGAAGCCAUUCGCGGACGCGUUCCGGGAGCGAAAGCGACCGCGGUUCGCGUGCAUCGAUGGUGUGCGACGUCGACGCGUCGUUCGCGGACAACUGCCGCGUCGCGCAAGAGCGACAUCGCGCCGAGAUGAAGGGCUGGCUCUCACUAGCACGGACAGACUCCUCUGGCGAGCCCGAUCGGUCGUAUCUGUUCGAGAUUCGUGCGUUGGCAUGCCGUCAGUACUAG